GCGUGCGUGACUGGGCAAAACGAGACAAGUUAACCAGACACUGCCUUUCCAUCGAUCUCUCCCAUCUGCCCCGGCGUGCAGGCACUCAUUGCGCCCCCGCGUAUCCUCGUACAAAUACACAGCACAGGCACUUGGUGGGGAACAGUGCCAACCUUUCCCGCGCCGAUGGCUCCCCGUCUCCCUCUUGUCCGGGGCGCUCCUGCCCGCCUUCUCCUCCUCCUCGCUGUGGUGCUCGCCCAGCUCGGGCCGCUCUCCUGCGACACGCUCCGCGGCUCCGUCACCUGCCUCGACUGCGCCGCGGGCCACCACCUCUCCGGGGUGGUGGUUGCGGUGAAAUGCACCGGCGGCGCGGGCCUGCACGCGGCGCAGACCGACGGCAGCGGCAGCUUCGACGUGGCCGUGCCGGCGGCCUCGGGCUCGCGGUGCGCGGCCAGGGUCCUCGGUGGCGCGGAGCAGCUCUGCGCGCCGCAGGGGCUCGCCGUCGCGCGCGUCGUCGCCGCCGCCGGGGGCUCCUAUGCGCUGGGAUCCCGCCUCGCCGUCUUCACAAGGUGCGGCGCCGGCGCCGGUGCCGUUGCGACGAUGGCCACCGGCAGCGGCGGCCAAAGGCCCGCACCACCCGGGCCGCGGCCGGUGAUGUCUCCCCCGCAGGCCGUUGGCCGCGGCAGCAGCUCCCCACCCUACGGCCUGGGAAUCCCUCUCAUCUACUUCUUCCCUUUCAUCCCCAUCAUCGGCAUCCCCUGAAUUCUGAACGAACGUAUCGGCAUCCCCUAAAAUUUGAAUCCUUGCAGUACCGUUUACUAUUCAGUUAUCUUCGUUUAACCAGCCAACCAGGUUCGCAGUAAUAUUUUGUUAUCCAUGUCACGGUGUGCUCGUGUAGUCGUGUGAGCAACGGCCAAUAAGCAUUUGUUUCGUAAACUAGGUGUUAAUCGAUUCUACUGUCGCUUUCAGUUAUGGGCGACAACUUUGUGCAUGUUA
Brachypodium distachyon (stiff brome) is the source of this 975-nucleotide messenger RNA. RefSeq lists its product as uncharacterized. The transcript has 2 exons. The coding region runs from base 166 to 741 and encodes 191 amino acids. Lineage: Eukaryota; Viridiplantae; Streptophyta; Magnoliopsida; Poales; Poaceae. The record is from RefSeq and is a predicted model, not a curated record.